This is a messenger RNA of Glarea lozoyensis ATCC 20868, 1095 nucleotides long. RefSeq lists its product as uncharacterized. The record is from RefSeq and is a predicted model, not a curated record. Gene Ontology annotation, molecular function: metallopeptidase activity. Lineage: Eukaryota; Fungi; Ascomycota; Leotiomycetes; Helotiales; Helotiaceae. The transcript is spliced from 3 exons. The coding region runs from base 1 to 1095 and encodes 364 amino acids.
AUGAGAUAUCAAGCCCUUCUCUUCGUUCCGUUCUUCUUUUGGCUUUCAAAUGCAGUCGAACUCACUGAUUUGUUCUUUGACCGAGGAGCAGGUCCUGGUUCAUGUCGACCUCCACAGGAUGAGAUAGUCAAGUCCUGGCUUCGAGAUACAGUCACGCUUGUUGAUUCCACACUUGCCGCUCUUGGGGGGGCUAUCAACAAUGACAAAGCUCUUAAAAGAAACCUGAAUGCUUGGUUUGGAAUCAAAGUCAAGGCAACUGACAUGGAUCCGGUGGAAGCAGAUAGACUUGACACUGUGACCAGAUCCGUCCAAUCCGUCAAAGACUUCCUAGAAAUGCGAAACCCCUCCCUAAAAGAGCCCCAAAUCGAUGGCUCCGGCGGAAAACCGUGGCUAUUCUGCAACAGCGACUGGCAACACGAGACAGAACUAAUGUUCGACGGCGACCUUGGGCUGCCAAUUUACGCCGCCGACGGCGUCACGCAAGGGAAUCUACGCACGUGGCCGAUCCCCGACAACGCCAAUCCAGCGGACCCCUUCAUCGACAUCCUGCUCAAGAUGCGCCAGGGCAGCGCGCCAGACUGGGCGCACUACGCGUACUGGUCGCCGGAUAUCAGGGACUACGUGAUUGAGAAGGCGAGCGCGAGAUACCCUGGGAACCCGCCGUCGUGGUGUAAUGGCCAGGAUAUGACGCCUGAGGAGCAGAGGUUUGGGUUGACGAGUGUAAGCCAGUUGAGAGAUACGAUUACGAUUUGUCCGGAUGCGUUUGAUGAGGCGAAAUCGGAGCCGUUUGAGACGAUUGAUUUGACGUUUGCUUCUGCUGCUGCGAGGAGUGUGAGGAUGGAUUUGGAGAAGACGGCGCCGAGGAGUUUGACGCUUUUUCAUGAGUUGAUUCAUUUGACUUCUGGGGUGGAGAAUACGCCAGAUGUGGGAACGAAACCGACAGAGUGUCUGAAGAAUAGACUUAGAAAAUUGGAUAUGAGUAGGAAUCCGGAUAGUAUUGUCUUCUUUGCGUGGUCUUACUAUCUUGAGAACAAUGGCCCCGAACCUAAGUUUUCGUGGCAUUCUGGGAAGAGUGCGGCGAGGUUGGCGCAAUGA